AUGGCCAAGAAGGAUAAAUCAGUUAAGGUAGAGGAAGCUACCGAAGACAAUUAUGAAAAGAGAAUGUCUGCAGUCUUACCAUUUGCUAAACCAUUAGCUUCUAAGAAAUUAAAUAAGAAAAUCUUGAAAACCGUAAAGAAAGCUUCUAAGGCCAAGCAUGUCAAGAGGGGUGUCAAGGAAGUUGUUAAGGCUUUAAGAAAAGGUGAAAAGGGUUUAGUUGUCAUUGCUGGUGAUAUCUCCCCAGCUGAUGUUAUUUCUCAUAUCCCAGUUUUAUGUGAAGAUACUUCAGUUUCAUAUGUUUUCAUACCUUCAAAAGAAGAUUUAGGUUCUGCUGGUGCUACCAAGAGACCAACCUCAUGUGUCAUGAUUGUUCCAGGUGGUGGUAAAUCUAAGAAGAAUGCCGAUAAGACUGAUGAAUAUAGAGAAGCUUAUGAUGAUAUUGUGAAAGAAAUUGCUUCAAGUGAUUAG
Molecule: messenger RNA, 468 nt
Organism: Hemisphaericaspora subhashii
Lineage: Eukaryota; Fungi; Ascomycota; Pichiomycetes; Serinales; Debaryomycetaceae
Gene: NHP2
Product: snoRNA-binding protein
Exons: 1
Coding region: 1-468 (155 amino acids)
Biological process (GO): rRNA pseudouridine synthesis; snRNA pseudouridine synthesis
Cellular component (GO): box H/ACA snoRNP complex; nucleolus
Molecular function (GO): box H/ACA snoRNA binding
Source: RefSeq, a predicted model, not a curated record